AUGGUCCGAUUGAAGCACCGCUACCUGCUGGUCAACAUCCUAUAUCCCGACUCGGACACUCCUACAAAGCCCACGACAAAAGAUGGCCAAGUCCCCGAUGUCGUUUCGUUCCGCCGACCCUCAUCGGAUAAACUCAACGCACAAUUACUGGCACGUAUGAUCAGAGAUGGCGUGACAGAGUUCUUUGGAGACUAUGGCAGUGGCAUGAUUGCCAGUAGUCUUUUAGUCAAAUAUUUUUCUCCUGCCACAUCCACGGCCAUUGUUCGAGUUUCACGCGCGCAUUACCGUCUCGUCUGGGCCGCCCUGAGUUUCGCCACACGCCUUCCGAAGCCCGUGGACCAAGCCUGUGUCAUCCAGGUCGUUAGAGUGUCUGGAACCAUUCGCAAAGCAGAAGAGGAGGCUAUCAGAAGAGCAAAAUCUGCUAUACUACGGGCAUCGGCCCAAGGAAAGGCCUCGGACUAUUCACUCGACAAAUUGCUUGUAGCUGAGGGCGCGUCCGCCAACACAAGAGCAGGGGCCUCGAUGGGCAUUGAGAGCCACGAUGAUGACGAUGAUGAUGACAUGGACGAGGAUUGA
Molecule: messenger RNA, 576 nt
Organism: Aureobasidium namibiae CBS 147.97
Lineage: Eukaryota; Fungi; Ascomycota; Dothideomycetes; Dothideales; Saccotheciaceae
Exons: 2
Coding region: 1-576 (191 amino acids)
Biological process (GO): tRNA 5'-leader removal
Cellular component (GO): ribonuclease P complex
Source: RefSeq, a predicted model, not a curated record